Messenger RNA from Salvia splendens (bonfire salvia), 1142 nucleotides. RefSeq names its product G-type lectin S-receptor-like serine/threonine-protein kinase SD1-1. The record is from RefSeq and is a predicted model, not a curated record. Lineage: Eukaryota; Viridiplantae; Streptophyta; Magnoliopsida; Lamiales; Lamiaceae. The annotation marks the transcript as partial. Gene Ontology annotation, cellular component: plasma membrane. Gene Ontology annotation, biological process: protein phosphorylation. The transcript has 5 exons. Gene Ontology annotation, molecular function: ATP binding; protein serine/threonine kinase activity.
AUUCUGAAAGCCACCAAUCAUUUUCAUCCACCAAUAAGCCUUGGGGAAGGAGGAUUUGGCCUUGUUUAUAAGGGAAAGCUGGAAGGAGGGCAAGAUAUUGCAGUGAAACGGUUAUCAAAGGAGUCGAGGCAAGGGCUGGAAGAACUCAAGAAUGAAGUCAUCUUAAUCUCUAAGCUUCAGCAUCGGAAUCUUGUUAAGCUUCUCGGAUGCUGCAUCCAAGGAGAUGAAAGCAUGCUCAUCUAUCAAUAUCUUCCUAACAAAAGCUUAGACCUAAUCUUAUUUGAUGAAACAAAGAGUAGAUCUCUCGACUGGCAAAAGCGCUUCCACAUUAUCAAUGGGAUUGCAAGAGGGCUCUUGUAUCUCCAUCAAGAUUCUCCCUUGAGAAUAAUACACCGCGACCUCAAAGCCAGCAACAUCUUACUGGAUUCUGAGAUGAAUCCCAAGAUAUCAGACUUUGGAUUGGCAAGGAGUUUCGGAGGGAACGAGACUGAAGCGCAGACGCGUCGUGUUGUUGGAACAUUCGGAUACAUGUCACCCGAGUAUGCAGUGGAUGGCUUGUUUUCAGUAAAAUCAGACGUGUUCAGCUUCGGCGUGUUAGCACUAGAAAUUGUGAGUGGGAAGAAAAACAGAGGAUUUGCCCACACUGACCACCGCCUCAACCUUCUUGGUCAUGCAUGGACACUCUACCAAGAAGGGAGGUUGGCGGAGCUGGUGGACACGUUCCUAAACGGAGAAUUUGAGUAUGCGGAGGUGGAAAAAUCGAUAAAAGUAGGUCUGCUAUGUGUGCAGCAGAAUCCAGAAGAUCGGCCAAAGAUGUCGACUGUGGUGUGGAUGUUGGGGAAGGAAGGUGAGAUUCCGGAAGCAAAGCAUCCUGGUUUCUUCACAGAAAGACAACUAGUUAGUGGUGAAGCUGUAGCAUCAACCAAUGAUGUCACUAUUACCAUCCCACACCCCAGAUAGACACCAUACAAAUGAUGGAGCUGCUCUAAUUUUGAUAGCUGGUUCAUACUUCUCAUUGUCACUAUUUCAUUCUUUGAUCCAAUCUCAUUUGGCACCUCCCAAAGGAAUGAUGCAGCUGCUUUCGAACUCUGAAGGCAUUAAUCACUCUACUGCUUGGCCAACACAUGAAAAAAAAAGUGAUU